AGGGUACGUGUUUUGUAAUCCUGUUUUUGCAAUCCUUCAGCAGCCAAAGCCAUGACUUGCAUAUCCAGCUGCCCAGGUGUGAAGAUUAGGAACCUUUUGUUCUUUAUUCAGGUGUCACUGAUUAAAAUCUAUAAUAUUCUAUGUUAAAUCAACAAUAAUUAGGAUCUACAGGUGCCAAACCAUCAGCGACUCCUUCCCUUUCAUUCUCGCAGAAUUUGACCGCUCAAGAGUCGUCCGUUCUCUCUCCCCACGUCGCACGGCACCAACAUGGGCGACACCGAUGUGAAGUUGACGACCGUGAGCAAGGGCGGUGCCAAGCUGGGCACGGUGAUCCCUCAGGAAGCCAUGUCGAAGAGCGAUGGCAAGGACGCUAUUGCGGGCAAGUGGAAGAUUGCCGGGGUUGCACAGCCCGUUGACCUUGCCGUCAGUGGUUCAAGUGUGACCUCGGUGCAGAAGCCCUUUGGGAAUGAGCCCUUGAUGGCGGAGAUCGAGGAGAGUGAGGAGAAGUUCGGGCUCCACGUUACUUUGGGGGGGUUCCCAAUGAAGGCAUGGCUGAAGAAGGAGGGCAAGGAUACAGUGCUGGCUUUCUCGAAUGGUGGGCGAUGGUCAAAGCUGUGAGAACGCAACUAUGUGCAGAACACGUGAGGGGUUCGUUUGUUUCCAUUUCUCCCAGCGCUUUUGACUGCUGUACAGGCAGGUGUCCUGUUAUUAUCCUUUGAGACUCAUUAGUGUUUUGUGGUAUC
Messenger RNA from Durusdinium trenchii, 743 nucleotides. NCBI's taxonomy places the organism in Eukaryota, Dinophyceae, Suessiales, Symbiodiniaceae. The record is from the annotation of a GenBank genome assembly.